AUGGACAUAGGAUACAUAACCGAAAACUUUGUAGGGAAGGGUAUGAAGGAUAUGAGAUUGUGGAAAGGCCUUCAAGAGUAUAUCAUAGGGUGCUCGAAAUGCGAGAGUUCGGGAGGGCAUGCGGUUUAUCAAAUUCUUCUCUUAAUAUUACAUCACAUAUUUAUUAAGAUAUCUGCAUUCUUAUGGGUUUACUUGAUACUUUCCAGUUGGGUGUCUAAUGGGAUUGUUGGUUCACCAGCUUUUGCAGCUUAUGAUCAAGGCUUUGAUGUUUUCCUAGGGAAUUUUCGCGGUUUAGUUUCCAGAGAACAUGUGGAUAAAAAGAUCACCUCUCGACAGUAUUGGCGAUACUCAAUCAACGAGCACGGGACCGAGGAUCUUCCAGCAAUGAUAGAGAAGAUUCACGAGGUUAAGACAUCUGAGCUUAAAAUCUGCCAGCCCGAUGUCGAAGAAGAAACAAAAGAAGAUCAGCCUUAUAAACUCUGUGCAAUCUGCCACAGUUUGGGAGGGGCUGCGAUGCUGAUGUAUGUUAUAACAAGCCGAAUCGAAGAGAAGCCCCACAGACUCUCAAGAUUAGUGUUAUUGUCACCUGCUGGUUUCCAUUAUGAUUCCCCCCAGUAUUUACAGUUGUAGAGUAUCUAUUCCUUCUUUUGGGCCCUAUUCUGGAACCAGUUGUGCCUGGUUUCUAUAUACCAACCAGAUUCUUCCGCAUGUUGCUAAAUAAGUUGGCACGAGACUUCCAUAACUAUCCUGCGGUUGGAGGAUUGGUUCAGACCUUAAUGAGUUACGUUGUUGGUGGAGACAGCUCAAAUUGGGUUGGAGUAUUGGGGUUGCCGCACUAUAAUAUGAAUGAUAUGCCGGGAGUUUCAUUCCAUGUAGCUCACCACCUUGCUCAAAUGAAACAUUCGGGAAAAUUUAGAAUGUAUGAUUAUGGGAGUUCAUAUGCCAACAUGGAUGUGUAUGGAGCUCCAGAACCUUUGGAUCUGGGUGAGUACUAUGGGCUUAUUGACAUCCCUGUUGAUCUAGUUGCUGGACGUAAGGAUAGAGUAAUCCGGCCUUCGAUGGUGAGAAAGCAUUAUACAUUGAUGAAGGAUGCUGGUGUAGAUGCAACCUACAAUGAAUUCGAGUAUGCCCACUUAGACUUUACAUUCUCUCAUCGCGAAGAACUCCUGGCCUAUGUAAUGUCGCGUUUACUACUUGUUGAGCCUCCUCCAACUGAGAAGCGGCAGUGGGGUCAGAAAGCUGGAAAGCCAAGGAAGAAAGAACAGGUUAGUGCAUAAGUUGGAAACAUACAAAACCUAAAAGCCAUGCAGUUCCAUUUUUUGCUCACGGAUAUCGCAGGCAUGUUGUAUCUUUAGAUAAACAUUACUAUUAUUGUAUAUAAUCAAAUGCAUUCUCUGCUUCCUUGUAAUUAUCCGUACAGCUUCAGUACACAAGACAUCUUCUGGGUGAGGUGCUUGCAGGUUACCUAGAAAUGAGCAUAUGUAGUAGGAAGUAAGUUUGAUCAGGGAGUGUGUGCUUGUAACCUUACGAUAGAGAGGAUAGUUUCUGAAAAAUAUUCUUAUAAAACAAUGUUAGAGGAAAUCCUACAGCGGACAAAUAUGAGGAUAUGUAUAAUAUACAUUUGUUGCAUUACUUAUCUAUAACCACUAUAACUAUAUGGAUUUAGGUUAA
This is a messenger RNA of Carica papaya (papaya), 1671 nucleotides long. NCBI's taxonomy places the organism in Eukaryota, Viridiplantae, Streptophyta, Magnoliopsida, Brassicales, Caricaceae. The record is from RefSeq and is a predicted model, not a curated record.